AUAGAAGAGCAACAUAAUUACACACCAUUUAUCUGUUUUUGUUAUUAUUCAGUUGAACAGACGUAGACUGAUCUGCUGAUUGCAGAAGCGGUGGAGUCCAUAGCAGGUCACCAGUGAGGUCAGCAAAUCAACGAACAGGAUUUGUAUUGACAAAGGCCCGUUUUCCUUCAGAGCUGCACUUUGAAGUGCGACUGAUUUGCAGUAACACCCGUUUUAGAAAGCUGUUAAAACUUAACUCAAUUUACAUCAGUCGAUCAUUCACAGUGCUUAUUGAUCUGUUCACUCCUAAUUGUCCACUUUCACUCAGGUUAAAGUCUAUGGAAGCCUUGUGUUGACUCUGCUUCCUUGCAUAGCAGGUCAGCGCCGAUGGCUUGAGCAGCUACAACAUUAAAACCACCGGCCUUGUAUUGUGUAGAUCCUCUUCGUGCUACCAAAGCAGCUCUGACAUGUCUGUGGAUGGACUCUAGACCCGCGGUGUUUGGCACCAGGACUGUGGCAGUGGAUCCUCGGCUUCCUGUGGUUUGUGGAGCGGAGCCACAGUGGAUCUGUUUUUUUCCAGUGCAUGUCAUGGAUGGGAUCUGGGGAGUUUGGAGGCCGAGCCAGCACCUCGGGCUCUUUGUUGUGUUCCUGAGAAGUUUUUGGGGUUCGCUGUGGUGCACUGACCUGCUGGGGGAAGCUGCUGUCACCUGAAUGCCAAGGUUCCCUGGGGAGCGUUGCAUUGUAACAAAAUGAUUAAUGCCAUUCAAUUCACCUGUCAGUAGUUUUAAUGUUGUAGCCUAUCAGUGUAUAAAUUUCUCAUCAUUGUGACUCAUCAGGUGUCAAUACCCAACCAGGAGUUACAGUGGAAAUGUACCAAUCUGCCUGAUUUACAUCUAUAAAAUACACUCAUUCAGGAAAUGUUGGUUCAAUUAUUUUGUCCAAUUAGUGAAACGCACAACCUCCCUCCUCACUGACAAGCAAUCUGGACAUCUUUGAGUUAUGACCUCCCGUGUUAGUGUAUGCCCUGAUGUUAAUCUAUUUCAUUUGAACCCCUCCAAGCGUCAGAGACUGAAUGACGUCCCCCUAUACACACCCGCCUCCCCAGGCUCCGCCAAACCAUCAAAACGGAUCAAUUUGGAUUGUUUUUUUCUUGUCUCCAAAGACGGAUCAUCACCAGCCCGCCCCAGCUCUGAUUUGACGAACCUCCUGGGUCAUGACAACGUCACCUUGUCAGCCUAUAUAAGCAGCUGAAAGUUUUAGAAACACUCAGCAAAAACAAACAGACCAAGAACAGACGAGAAAAGCGCCGUUUUCCCUUUGCGUAAAAGUGCCAAGACGGUUCCAGACAUGGAGAGGUCUGUCCGGUUUGCCGUGGUGUGUGUCGGAGUGUCUCUACUCAUCUCCUGCCAUCCAGUCGAAGCCUGGUACAAGCAGUCGACCGGGCCCAGUUACUAUUCGGUGGGUCGAGCCUCCGGUUUGCUGUCCGGUAUCAGGAGGUCACCGUACGUCCGGAGAGCCGAGUCCGAAGAGACGCUGCCGGACAGCGGGGAGACAGCAGGUAACAACGUGAUCACAGAGACGAACAGGCAGAUCUCCAUCCUAAAAAGCAUGUUUGAAUUUCCCCUUCUGCAGGCCAUCUGCGUGAGGGACAUCUCUCCAAACCUGAAGAGCUGCGAGCUGCUGCGGGACGGGACGGGCACCUUCCAGUGCAAGGCGGACGUCUUCCUCACCCUGGACUCCCUGGACUGUCUGUCCGCCUGAGUCCCGGUUGAACCGCGCAGGAGACAGACAUCUUCUUCCACCGAAUCCCCGAAGCGCAAAUCUGGAAGGAAAAAAAUGUGGGAUGGAUGAGUGUAGUGGGGUUUGGAGGGUGAUGGUGCAGAGGAAAACCCGAUAACUGCUGAUAAUGGACCGCUGCAGACUCUGAAUGUUCUCUCAUUGAAAAAAAAAGAAAAAAAAACAAACAAGCAUUGUUCACUUUUGCUUUGGCUGCGUAAACAGGAGUGUAAAAGAAAAAACAAGAAAAAAAAUCUGCGAGAAAUGUUAGAUGAAGCCAUUUUCUUUCCAGACGACUUUUAAUCUUUCCUGUUUCACCCCCUGACAUGUACCUGCGUUGCCACAAUGUAUUAAAUGUCCGGAAAGUUGACUGCGGAGCAGAUUUCCUGGAAAGUACUUUUAUUUAUUUUAUCUAUUAAAAUCAACAAACACUG
This is a messenger RNA of Amphiprion ocellaris (clown anemonefish), 2189 nucleotides long. RefSeq names its product neuropeptide B (gene npb). The record is from RefSeq and is a predicted model, not a curated record. Gene Ontology annotation, molecular function: G protein-coupled receptor binding. Gene Ontology annotation, biological process: feeding behavior; G protein-coupled receptor signaling pathway. The coding region runs from base 1327 to 1740 and encodes 137 amino acids. The transcript is spliced from 2 exons. Lineage: Eukaryota; Metazoa; Chordata; Actinopteri; Pomacentridae.